UGUUCUGUGCGACGAGAGAAAACACACAAACACAAGCGUCAAGUUAUGAUUGUGGCAAUACAGCCUACUUAGACUACCUUUACGCAUUGAAUAGUUCCCCCCUACAGCGAAGCAGAGGAAUUUCUGGGUGCAGAUAAGACCACUCCUCUCUCUGCAUACGGUUUUCUCUCGUCUCUCUACAGUUGGAGCUUGGUGAUGAGGAAGGGGGAGGGUGGUCUUGCAGUCGACGAGAGGAACAAGAGUUUAUUGAGGAGUAGCUGCAACGGGAGGGAAAAACCUAUGCACGUGAGCCCUGCGGAGGAGAAAAAGGAAGGCUCAAGCAUGAACAAAUGACCGCUCUCUACCGAGAGACCGCCGCUUGAAUUGUUUAACUUGUUGAUGCACCGUAAUUUUCCUCUACCGUCUGGCUGCAGUGACAAAUAGAUGGGAGGCGGAAUCGCAAGGGUUCUCCUCCGAGGAUAGGUCUUUUAUUGAACUCUCUGUGGAUGCAGUUUAAUGAGCAACCUUCUCUAAGAUGCAAUUUAUCUCUGAGCCUUAGCACUGUGACAGCCGGAGAAGGGUCUUAUUGAACACUACAGGUCAGCAUGGCAGCAGGUGUAGCGGCAUGGCUUCCUUUCGCCCGAGCGGCAGCCAUAGGAUGGAUGCCCGUGGCGAGCACCCCGAUGCCCAUCCCUCCACAAGACAAGAGGAAAGCCCAGGACGGACUCAUCAUCCUCAACGUGAGUGGGACCAAGUUUCAGACGUGGCGAACCACUUUGGAGAGGUACCCGGACACUUUGUUGGGCAGCACAGAGAGAGACUUCUUUUUCCACGAGGAAACAAGUGAAUACUUUUUCGACCGCGACCCUGACAUCUUCAGACACAUCCUGAAUUUUUACCGCACGGGGAAACUACAUUAUCCGCGCCAAGAAUGCAUAUCUGCGUACGACGAGGAGCUCGCUUUCUUUGGCAUAAUCCCCGAGAUUAUUGGGGACUGCUGCUAUGAGGAGUACAAAGACAGGAGGCGCGAAAAUGCGGAGAGGCUUCAGGAUGACGAGGAAAUGGACAUGAACAAUGACGUCACGCCGGUAAACCUGACGUAUCGGGAGUUCCUGUGGCGGGCUUUUGAAAACCCUCACACCAGCACCUUAGCUCUGGUCUUCUACUAUGUCACAGGAUUCUUCAUUGCCAUAUCAGUGAUGGCCAACGUGGUGGAGACAGUUCCCUGUGGCACUUUGCCCAACAGGUCAAAGGAGGUUUCCUGUGGAGACCGUUACGCACUGGCCUUCUUUUGUUUAGACACUGCGUGCGUCAUGAUAUUCACUGUUGAGUAUCUCCUCCGUUUGAUCGCAGCGCCCAGCCGGUACAAGUUUAUGAAAAGUGUGAUGAGCGUCAUUGAUGUAGUCGCCAUCAUGCCUUACUACAUUGGCCUGGUCAUGACUGACAAUGACCAGGUGAGCGGAGCUUUCGUCACACUGAGAGUCUUCCGUGUGUUUCGGAUUUUCAAGUUCUCCCGGCACUCCGCUGGGCUGCGCAUCCUGGGCUACACCUUGAAGAGCUGCGCCUCCGAGCUGGGCUUCCUUCUAUUUUCGCUCACUAUGGCCAUCAUUAUUUUUGCCACGGUCAUGUUUUAUGCAGAGAAAGGCUCCCCAUCAAGCAAGUUCACCAGUAUCCCCGCAGCGUUUUGGUACACCAUUGUCACCAUGACAACACUGGGGUAUGGAGACAUGGUGCCAAAAACAAUUGUGGGGAAGGUGUUUGGGUCCAUAUGCUCUCUGAGUGGGGUGCUGGUUAUUGCCUUGCCUGUCCCUGUCAUAGUGUCAAACUUCAGCCGUAUCUACCACCAAAGCCAGCGGGCAGAGAAACGACGAGCCCAGAGGAAAACUCGCCUUGCUAGAAUCCGUGCUGCGAAGAUUCGAGGCACUAAUGCCUAUAUGCGCUACAAACAAAACGGGCUCCUGAUCGACUCACUGGAGGAGGCCUCCAAGGAAGCAGGACAAGCCCUGGUGGGGAAGGCCCCCAGCCCUCCUUUUGAGAGCCAACAUCAUCAUCUUUUGCAUUGCUUGGAGAAAACCACGAAUCAUGAGUUUGUGGAUGAGCAGACGUUUCAGGCCAACUGCAUGGAGAUCUCUGUGGUGAACAAGUCGGGCUCCCGCACGUCCUCCUUGUCCUCGUCUCCACAUGGCUUCAGCUCAUGUUGCUCUCGACGCCACAGGAAAAAGAGCAGCUUCAGCCUGCCCAGCACAAAUAACCAGGAGCUCAGCACCAUACAGAUAAGAGAGAGGCCAGUGGCCAACAGCCGCUCCAGCCUGAAUGCCAAACUCGAUGAAACUGUACCCUUGAAAUGUGAUGAACCUUACAUCACCCCCUCCAUGGUCAGUCUAUCUGCCCCGGUGGUGACCUCAUCAGGCGAGGACGGCUCCACCACCAUUACGUACUCUCAGAGCAACAUUGUCCGAGUAUCUGCCUUGUAGAUGUCAUGUCUAUCUGAUCUGAUCAGCUAACUGGUCACAAGAAGCACCAGAUGCUGAGGAGAGGGACCACCGAGCAUCAACCUGCCAUAAUCUUGAGGGAUUAUAAGAUUACCAGAGGUUGGGGUUUUUUUUUUGAAGUAGUGAUCUCAUCUGAUGUCAAACUCUGCAUGGUAUUAAAGUGAUGUGGACAGCUGCCUUGGAAGCAGAAGUGAACCAGCAGAUUUUGUGUCAUUAAGCACAGCAAAGCAAGGACAUGUUGGGAAUGCAAGGUUGUCGUUGUUGCCUAAAUAUGUUGGGAAAAAAAAACUUUAUUUUUGAAUCUGUAAUGUAGUUGUAUUUGUUGUCUCUGAUUCAAAGGAGGAAAGAUUGUUUGAAGUCAUUCUCAAUGACCUCUGGUGAUAAAGCACACAUAUUCAUGACCUGUAGGCCAUCUUUGUGAAUAUUAAAUCAAUCUGUUUGACUUUCAUCUCACUCGUCACACAUUUCCAUGGAUUGUUUUGAAACCUCUCAAUUUAAAUACUUUCUCAACUUCCCCUCACUAUUGUAAAUUAGAAAACUUUGAUCCACUGCAACAGAUAACUGCUGUGAAUAUUCAUUGACUGACUCAUUAACUGGUCGAUGUCAUCGCUUGAGGAGUAAAAUAUACUUUGCAUCCUGACAUGUUUGUGAAAUGUGCAAGUGAAAGUCACAUGACUAAAUCUGUGUUAGCUUACAUAUCUGGUAUUCUGGGUCUGUGUGAAAGCCACUGUUGCUAAAUAACAAUUGAUAUUGAGAACUAAACAGGGUAUAUAUUAGCUAGGGCACAAGGUAGAAAUGUAAGUGAAUGUUCUCAGUAACAUUUAACUAAUACUAACCCUAAUGUGGACACUUACUGUAGUAUUGACCAGGGAAACUUUCUGAAAAAGUGUGCAACAUAAAUUCCAUGACUUCCUCAUAAAAAGCAAGACUUGGUAGAGUUCAUUGUGUUAAAAGCUCAUUUUGUAUAUUUUUCAUACUGUAAAUAUCUCAGUUAGGACUUUAUCAAAUGCAUUUGAAGUUGGCUCCUCUUCUUUCUAGAUUUAGUUGAACAGUUUGUUGGCAAACUAUUUCUGUCUGUUAACUGGUUGAAUUAAGGAUUUGCAUGCUGGCAUUGCCGAAUUCUGUUUUAUUAAAGUAUGUCUCUGCUUCUUGUUGGAGGUUUGUCAGUUUAAAAAAGAAAAAAAAAAAAAAAACAGAUUAAUGGAGGUAAACACAAUAAGGCUGGUGUGUUCUGAUGUAAAUUCUGCAACACUUUGCUUUUAAUAAAAUAUAAAUUUUGUCAAGGACUGCAUAUAUAAGGGUAAGGAAAAGGGUACGAUAAUCACACAUUGUGCAUUUGGUGCACUGGAUAAAAUAAACAGUGUAGCUCUACUGAAGCAACCAUGAAA
Messenger RNA from Melanotaenia boesemani (Boeseman's rainbowfish), 3859 nucleotides. Its product is annotated as potassium voltage-gated channel subfamily D member 2-like. Bases 585 to 2453 code for a protein of 622 amino acids. Lineage: Eukaryota; Metazoa; Chordata; Actinopteri; Atheriniformes; Melanotaeniidae. Gene Ontology annotation, biological process: protein homooligomerization; potassium ion transmembrane transport. Gene Ontology annotation, cellular component: voltage-gated potassium channel complex; membrane. Gene Ontology annotation, molecular function: A-type (transient outward) potassium channel activity; protein binding. The record is from RefSeq and is a predicted model, not a curated record. The transcript is spliced from 7 exons.